AUGCAGCGGCCCGGGGAGCCGGGCGCCGCGCGCUUCGGUCCGCCCGAGGGCUGUGCUGACCAUCGGCCGCACCGCUACCGCAGCUUCAUGAUCGAAGAGAUCCUCACCGAGCCGCCCGGGCCCAAGGGCGCAGCGCCUGCGGCUGCCGCCGCCGCCGCGGGCGAGCUGCUGAAGUUCGGCGUGCAGGCGCUGCUGGCCGCCCGGCCCUUUCACAGCCACCUGGCAGUGCUGAAGGCUGAGCAGGCCGCUGUGUUCAAGUUCCCACUGGCGCCGCUCGGUUGUUCCGGGCUGGGCUCGGCGCUGCUGGCCGCGGGGCCUGGGAUGCCCGGCACUGCAGGCGCCUCGCACCUGCCGCUGGAGCUGCAACUCCGAGGGAAGCUGGAAGCAGCUGGUUCUGGGGAGUCGGGCACGAAAGCCAAGAAAGGACGCCGGAGUCGCACUGUGUUCACGGAGCUGCAGCUGAUGGGCCUGGAGAAGCGCUUCGAGAAGCAGAAGUACCUCUCCACCCCUGACAGAAUAGAUCUAGCUGAGUCCCUGGGCCUGAGCCAAUUGCAGGUGAAGACAUGGUAUCAAAAUCGGAGGAUGAAGUGGAAGAAAAUAGUGCUUCAAGGUGGCGGCCUGGAGUCCCCUACCAAGCCCAAGGGGCGGCCCAAGAAGAACUCCAUCCCCACGAGCGAGCAGCUCACGGAGCAGGAGCGUGCCAAAGAGGCAGAGAAGCCAGCAGAGAUGCCGGGGGAGCCCAGCGACCGGAACUGCGAGGACUGA
This is a messenger RNA of Peromyscus eremicus (cactus mouse), 765 nucleotides long. It is a transcript of the gene Barx1, whose product is annotated as BARX homeobox 1. Gene Ontology annotation, molecular function: DNA-binding transcription factor activity, RNA polymerase II-specific; RNA polymerase II transcription regulatory region sequence-specific DNA binding. The coding region runs from base 1 to 765 and encodes 254 amino acids. The record is from RefSeq and is a predicted model, not a curated record. Gene Ontology annotation, biological process: regulation of transcription by RNA polymerase II. Lineage: Eukaryota; Metazoa; Chordata; Mammalia; Rodentia; Cricetidae. The transcript is spliced from 4 exons. Gene Ontology annotation, cellular component: nucleus.